CUGGGCGCGUUCUCGCGGCUGAAGAGGGAGAACCCGGACACGGUGAUCGCGCUCAUGGGAUGCAUGGUGGGCCCCAAGUCGGACCAACUUGCCCGCCGGUUUCCAUACGUCGACGUCUUCAUGCGGCCGCAGCAGUUUGAGCCGCUGCUGGACAUGGUGGGCGAAAGGCUCAGCCUCGACUGGGAGGGGUGCGUCGGCACAUUGGCGCCCACCCGCCCGGAUGUCGCCUGCCACGUUCCGAUCAUCCACGGCUGCGACCUGAUGUGCACCUUCUGCAUUAUCCCGUACCGCAGGGGCCGGCAGGUCAGCCGCCCGGUGGACGAGAUAGCGCGCGAGGUGGAACUGCUGGUAUCACGCGGCGUGAGGGAAGUAACGGUGCUGGGGCAGACGGUGGACGCCUACGGCCACGAUCUGGCGGAACAGGACGGUGGGCGCCCGGAUCUGGCCACGUUGCUGGCUCGGCUCAACGAGGUGGACGGACUGGACCGCAUCCGGUUCCUGACUUCGCAUCCGAACUAUAUGAGCCGCAGCAUCAUCGAAGCAGUGGCCGAGCUGCCCAAGGUUUGCGAGCACAUCAACCUACCAGUGCAGGCCGGAGACGACGAGGUUCUGGCCCGGAUGCGCCGAAACUACACCCGCAACGAGUACAUCUCCCUAGUGGAUGAGAUACGGGACACCGUGCCGGGUGCAUCGCUCAGCACCGACAUCAUCGUGGGCUUUCCGGGCGAGAGCGAGGAGCAGUUCGAGCGCACCUUGGGCCUGAUUGAGCAGCUACGGAUGGACAAAGUUCACUGUGCCGCAUACUCAACGCGACCAGGCACCAUCGCGGACCGAAACAUGGAGGAUGACAUCCCUCACGAGGUGAAGGUAAGCCGCCGGGAGAGGAUUGACGCCCUGCAGCAGAGCAUUUUGACCGAAGUCAACGCGGACCUGGUCGGCAGCGAAUUCGAGGUGCUGGUAGAGGCACGCAAUAAGGGCAAGUGGCAGGGGCGCACACGAUCCAACAAACUGGUAUUUUUCCCGAUAACCGAAGACGACGGCAACCGGCUGGGAGAAUUAGUGAACGUGCGGGUUGAACGCGCCGGGCCGUGGUCUCUCCAAGGACAACCGUCCUAG
Geodia barretti is the source of this 1116-nucleotide messenger RNA. The record is from the annotation of a GenBank genome assembly. NCBI's taxonomy places the organism in Eukaryota, Metazoa, Porifera, Demospongiae, Tetractinellida, Geodiidae.